AUGACAGAUAUGGUGGUUAAAAUUCCUCGUAAACCCAAAACAAAAUACAAGUGUACUUGUGGAAAAUAAUAUGAUUUAAAUUCUACUUUAAAAAACCAUAUAAAAUAAAAGCAUAACAACGAUAAAUCUUUUUAAGUUAAUAAAGGGGACAGAGGUAGACCUCCUAAAUAAUCACCAGUAUUCUACUAAAUUAAAGAUGGCUUUGUUCCUGAAAUUCAAAAAUUACAUCAGAUUGCUAUUUUAAUAUUAAAAUCAAAUUAAAAAUUCAUCAAUAACAUAAAUCUUGAUAACAUAAAAAAUCAAAUAAAUAGCAUGAACUAAGAAAUUGACACAUAAGUAAGUUUAAUAUAAAUGGAUGAAGAUGCUUUCUAUUGGUAUAAUCAAAGUAAAUCAUUCUUUGAUACUCAUUUUAAAUAAUUAUACGAAUCUUUUAAUAAUUCAACUUUGAACUAAUUACUAAAAGCUUGUUACAGUCUUUCCUUAUUGAAAUUCAGAAAUUAAAAGGAAAAAAUCAUUGAAUAAUUUAUUGAAAAAAUGAAGGAAAUUUGA
Messenger RNA from Tetrahymena thermophila SB210, 549 nucleotides. RefSeq names its product zinc finger, C2H2 type family protein. The transcript has a single exon. NCBI's taxonomy places the organism in Eukaryota, Ciliophora, Oligohymenophorea, Hymenostomatida, Tetrahymenidae. The record is from RefSeq and is a predicted model, not a curated record.